Hansenula anomala is the source of this 639-nucleotide messenger RNA. It is a transcript of the gene ARD1, whose product is annotated as peptide alpha-N-acetyltransferase complex A subunit ARD1. Bases 1 to 639 code for a protein of 212 amino acids. Gene Ontology annotation, molecular function: protein N-terminal-serine acetyltransferase activity; protein-N-terminal-glutamate acetyltransferase activity. Gene Ontology annotation, biological process: N-terminal peptidyl-glutamic acid acetylation. Lineage: Eukaryota; Fungi; Ascomycota; Saccharomycetes; Phaffomycetales; Wickerhamomycetaceae. The transcript has a single exon. Gene Ontology annotation, cellular component: NatA complex. The record is from RefSeq and is a predicted model, not a curated record.
AUGGCUAUAACGAUCAGGCUUGCGACAAUCGCCGAUGUUCAAGGUAUGCAAAAUGCCAAUUUGCACAAUUUACCAGAAAAUUACCAAUUGAAAUAUUACAUGUAUCACAUAUUAUCAUGGCCAGAAGCAAGUUAUGUUGCCACUACAACUGAUGGUCCAUCAAACGGAGAAGAAGAUCAAAAUUCAUAUACAAAAGAUGUCAAAGGUGAUCCAAGUUAUGUGAAUAAAAAUGAAAAAAUUGUCGGUUAUGUGUUGGCAAAGAUGGAAGAUGAUCCAGAUGCUGAAGACAAAACACCACAUGGUCAUGUUACCUCAUUAUCAGUUAUGAGAACAUAUAGAAGACAAGGUAUUGCUGAAAAAUUAAUGAGACAAGCAUUAUAUUCUUUAACAGAAACUUUCAAAGCUGAAUAUGUUAGUUUACAUGUCAGAAAAUCAAAUAGAGCUGCAUUACAUUUAUAUAGAGAUACUUUACAAUUUGAAGUGUUGAGUAUUGAAAAGAGUUAUUAUGCUGAUGGUGAAGAUGCUUAUUCUAUGAAGAAAGUUUUAAAAUUGGAUGAAUUACUACCAAGUACAUUUCAAAAAUCAGAAUUUGUGGAUGAUUUGGAGACUGAUCUACUAGAAGGUAUAGAAGAUGAAUAA